UAGACUAUGCAGAGGAGGCUGUGUUACGCUUCUUAUUAGUCUCUCUCAUUCCUUUUCUGUCUCUCUUCCUCCAUUUUCCUCCCUCUCCAUUUUCUCUCUCUCUCUGUCACCCACCCUUCUGCCUCUUUUUUUGUCUUUUAUUGCACUUCUCAUUUUCCUAAACUACGGACUCUUCGUUGUUGUUCUUAUGUUUUCAUCCCCCAAACCCCGCUCCUUAUACCUUUGCAGCAGGAUACCUUCUCAACAGAAUUUAAACCAAAAUAUUGUGUUGUGAAGAAUUGGCUAAGGUUUUGCAAGUGACAGUGUGAGAAAAUAACAACAUACCUUUGACUGAAGCUGUUGACCUGAUGUAUCCAGAAUCAACCACGGACUCUCCAGCUCGACUUUCCCUAAGACAGACAGGCUCUCCGGGCAUGAUUUACAGUGCCCGAUAUGGGAGUCCGAAACGUCAGUUGCAGUUUUACAGAAAUCUUGGAAAAUCGGGACUGAGGGUCUCCUGCCUUGGCCUAGGAACAUGGGUUACCUUUGGAGGUCAGAUCACUGAUGAGAUGGCUGAACAGCUGAUGACUUUGGCCUAUGAAAAUGGAAUAAACCUCUUUGAUACAGCGGAAGUUUAUGCAGCUGGCAAGGCAGAAAUUGUAUUAGGAAGUAUCAUUAAGAAAAAAGGAUGGAGACGGUCCAGCCUUGUCAUUACUACUAAAAUCUUCUGGGGUGGAAAGGCAGAAACUGAGCGAGGGCUGUCCCGAAAGCACAUUAUAGAAGGAUUGAAGGCUUCUCUUGAGCGCUUGCAGUUGGAGUAUGUAGAUGUGGUGUUUGCAAAUAGGCCGGACCCAAACACACCUAUGGAAGGGGAUCCAUUUAGUUCUUCAAAAUCAAGAACAUUCAUCAUUGAAGAAACCGUGAGAGCAAUGACACAUGUAAUUAACCAAGGAAUGGCAAUGUAUUGGGGCACCUCACGAUGGAGUGCGAUGGAAAUCAUGGAGGCUUACUCAGUGGCUCGACAAUUUAACCUCAUCCCCCCAAUAUGUGAACAAGCUGAAUAUCACCUCUUCCAGAGAGAGAAAGUUGAAGUGCAGCUUCCAGAGCUUUUCCAUAAGAUUGGUGUUGGUGCAAUGACAUGGUCCCCUUUGGCCUGUGGUAUUAUUUCUGGUAAAUAUGACGCUGGGGUUCCUCCUUACUCGAGAGCUUCCUUAAAGGGUUACCAGUGGUUGAAAGAUAAGAUUCUAACUGAGGAAGGCAGACGACAGCAAGGAAAACUAAAAGAACUGCAGGGUAUUGCAGAGCGACUGAGCUGCACCCUACCUCAGUUAGCAAUAGCCUGGUGUUUAAGGAAUGAGGGAGUUAGUUCUGUGUUAGUGGGAGCCUCGAACACUGAGCAACUUCUGGAAAACAUUGGAGCAAUACAGGUCCUUCCCAAGUUAUCCUCAUCAGUUGUGCAUGAGAUCGAUGGUAUCCUGGGAAACAAACCAUACAGCAAAAAGGACUAUCGAUCUUAAUGAGGGAUUCAAAUGGGCCUGGACUGUUAUCUUUCAAAAAUAAUCUUCUUUGCCUGCUCAAGCUGUAACUGAAGUUAAUACCAGUAUGCUUCUGACGAAGGAAUUAAACUUCCGGUUCCUGAUGCUACAGAAAAGGAUCAAACAAGAAAAAAUAUACCACAAACCAGUGCUAACAAAGCUAAACUGGUUCAGUGGGCUGCCUGUUACCUUUGCUAAGUUUUUAAACUUUUUCUUUUCUUAAUGCAAAAAAUUACUGGAUUAAAAUUAACAUCAGAGUUGGCUGGUCUUCCCUGUGAUGAAAAACAUUAUUUUAAUGAGGAGCUGUUGCUGGAUAAUGAGUUGUUUGAUCAUGAAUAUAAAGUAUGGUACUCUGCUGGAGCCUGCAAUUCAUAGAUUUGACUGUAAUCUAAUUGCUUCUUAGGAAACCUAAUCAACUGAGGUUUUUUUCCCCAAAAGUAGUAUUGUGGGGUUCCAGAUCUGCACACUUGUGUAUAUGUUAUAUACAUGCGAUUUUAUAUAUAUAUAUAUAUAUAUAUAUAUAUAUAUAAAAAUAUACAUACAUAUAAAUAUGGGCCACAGGUUCAGUGGUGACCUUCCAGAUGUCCAUAACUGUUAAAGUGUCAGAGAUGCUGAUUUGAAGAAAACAUAAAAACAUAACAAUAUAACAUAAUCUUGAGGCACUAUUGAGCAUUGUGUCCUGACAACCGGCUGUAUAUAUGUGACAGUAACAGAGUUUGAUUUUACUUGCAAAGAACUUGUAGGACUGUAGAUUUAAAAUGAGCAGUGGCUCUUGACUGAUCUAUGCAUGAAUCGAUUAUAAUCAGGAUCCGUGUGUAUGUAUAUGCUGCUGAUCAUGUAAAUGCUAUGAAUCCAUGGGCUGUUUUGAAAAGAUCAUAUUACAAUAAAAAGAUUAAUAUUGGA
Molecule: messenger RNA, 2417 nt
Organism: Chiloscyllium plagiosum (whitespotted bambooshark)
Lineage: Eukaryota; Metazoa; Chordata; Chondrichthyes; Orectolobiformes; Hemiscylliidae
Gene: kcnab2a
Product: potassium voltage-gated channel subfamily A regulatory beta subunit 2a
Biological process (GO): regulation of potassium ion transmembrane transport; potassium ion transport; transmembrane transport
Cellular component (GO): membrane; cytoplasm; voltage-gated potassium channel complex
Molecular function (GO): voltage-gated potassium channel activity; transmembrane transporter binding; potassium channel regulator activity
Source: RefSeq, a predicted model, not a curated record